GAAGCGGAAGUGUACUCUGACCAAGGUGGGCGGGGAAAAGGAGGCCGGCCCAGCAGGCCUCGCUGCCCUAACCUAAGAGCAGCCAUUCGGAGCGUGCUUUCCAGCCUUCCUGGGCGACCUUGCGGCAGGCCCGGGGGCACCUCACCUCUCCGCGAAGUCGGCGCCGCUAGCUUCCUGGAAUCGGGCUCCCCGUGACGUCAUACGCGGAGACUUCCGGCUCCGCUCGGGAGGUCGGGAUCACGUGCCGGGAGCUCCUGGAAUCCCCCGGCUCCUGCUGGCUUGUGGUGGAGAGGCUGGUCUUCUGGGAGGACGGAGCAGGUGGGCGCUGCUGCUGCGGGCCCGGGGGGCGCGGUUUGAAGGCCUGUAUUUGAGGACUUGGAGCAAACGUUUUGCGCGGCUUCCUCCUGUCUAGCGCGCAUUUGUUGAACAUCUUCUGUAACUAGCUUCGGCUGAGUUGACGCGGUCUCUGCUCACAUUUGCUGUACAAGACAGACUUGAGAGAAGAUGGUGACUGUCUCAGUAUCAAAGUCCGCAGAAGUUCUGUACGUCAGCAGCCUCCGUCCCUGUCCAAAGAGCAGACUCCAUGAAGCCAUUGAGUUUGUGCCUUGUAACAUAUGGGGAAAGCGAGAGAGAAUGAAAAAGCACUCAGCUAGGUGGUAUUGCCUGAGAAUCUAGGCAAUUCUUCAGACAGUCAUGGGUAUCCGAGGACUAAUGAGUUUUGUGGAAGAUCAUAUUAAUGAGUUCUUCACAGAUUUGAAGUUGCGAGACACAAAAAUUAUCAUCGACGGCUAUGCCCUCUUCCACCGGCUUUGCUUCAGUUCAAACUUGGAGCUCCGGUAUGGAGGGGACUAUGAUUCUUUUACAGAUGUUGUAGAAAAAUUCUUUGAAUCACUUUUUGCUUGUAAAAUCUGCCCAUAUGUUGUUUUAGAUGGAGGAUGUGACAUUUCAGAUAAAAAGCUUAACACUUUAAAGGAUCGAGCUAGGGAGAAAAUCCAGAUGGCCCAUUCCCUUUCUGUUGGCGGGGGUGGGUAUGUGUGUCCCUUACUCAUCCGGGAAGUAUUCAUACAGGUUCUGAUCAAGCUGCGGGUACGUUUUGUCCAGUGCUUUUCGGAAGCAGAUCGGGACAUUAUGACCCUUGCUAAUCACUGGAAUUGCCCCGUGUUAUCGUCUGAUAGUGACUUUUGCAUUUUUGACCUGAAAAGUGGGUUUUGCCCAUUGAAUAGCUUUCAGUGGAGAAACAUGAACACUAUCAAGGGCACACGAGACUGCUAUAUCCCUGCCAAGUGCUUUUCCCUUGAUGCACUCUGCUGUCACUUCGGCAAUAUGAACAAAGUUCUGCUGCCUCUCUUCGCGGUGCUGUGUGGAAAUGACCACGUUAAUCUGCCCGUCGUGGAGACGUUCUUAAGUAAAGUAUGUCUUCCUCUUGGGGCUCCCAGUUCUAAGGGGAGGAGACACCACCGGGUGCUGGGACUUCUGAAUUGGUUGUCUCGUUUUGCUGACCCUACCGAAGCGUUAGACAACGUUCUGAAACAUCUCCCCAGAAAGAGUCGAGGAACCGUGAAGAAGCUUCUCUGUGGCUCCAUGGGGGAGUACCUGCAGUCCCAGGGGAGGCUGCAGGACUUCUUCCAGCAUGGUACUUACACCUGCCCAGACACCUGGAAUCCGGGUUUACCGCCUUGGGUGCUCGCGGCCUUGGCCAGAGGCCAGCUGUCCCCUUUCAUCAGCGAUGCUCUGGUGCUGAGACGGACCAUUCUCCACACACAGGUAGAAAACAUGCAGCGACCAAACGCCCACAGAAUCUCUCUGCCCAUCCGGCAAGUCAUCUAUGGGCUCCUUGUGAAUACUCCUCCACAUCCGGGAAAUGUGGCCUGGGAUGCGCUGCCUCCUCAGCCGCCAGCUUUCAGCGAAGUGGAAAGGAUUAAUAAAAAUAUCAAAACAUCAAUUGUUGGUGCAGUAGAACUGCCCAAGGAUCAUUCUGACUUAAGCAAAUUGACUGAGCUCUCCUUGGCUAGACGGCAGAUACUUCUGUUAGAAACGCUGAAAGUGAAACAGAGCAUCCUGGACCCAAUCCCUGCUGCGUUGAAGUUGCCCAUCGCCGUCAGCUGCUACUGGGUGCAGCACACGGAGGCCAAGGCAAAGCUGCAUCAUCUGCAGGCCUUACUGCUGGGGAUGCUGAUGGGACCCUUGCAUGCCAUGAUCAACAGCCCUGAUGAGGAAGCUCCACAGGGCGGUGGUGCUGAGAUGCUGUAUGAAGAGCUGCAGAGAGUGAAGGCACAGCCGGGCCUGAGGCUGGACUUAGACACAGCUCAUGUCUUCUGUCAGUGGCAGUGCUGUCUGCAGAUGGGGCUGUAUCUCAACCAACUGCUGUCCACGCCUCUCCCAGAGCCAGACCUAACUCGAUGUAUUAAAAAGAUGCCUCUCCACUUGAAGCAACAGCUUUCUGAACCAUACAGGAUACGUUGCUCUGGCAUUUCUUUCCAGGUCUAAAUAAUGCUAAAAUUGAAGCCCGUGGGCUUCCCUGGUGGCGCAUGGUUGAGAGUCUGCCUGCCGAUGCAGGGGACGCAGAUUCGUGCCCCGGUCCGGGAAGAUCCCACAUGCUGCGGAGCGGCUGGGCCUGUAAGCCAUGGCGGCUGAGCCUGCGCGUCCGGAGCUUAUGCUCUGCAACGAGAGAGGCCACAACAGUAGAGGCCCGCGUACCGCAAAAAAAAAAAAAAAAAAAAUUGAAGCCCAUCCAGCUGUAAAAAUUCUAAGAUGAGAACUUCAUGCUGAGGAAGAACGUUUUAAACUUCAAAGGCAUGGACUUCCCUCAGGAAGCAUACCAGUCUGUUAUAAUGGGAGAAAGAAAUGAAGAGGUAAUACAUGGAAAAGUGUUCCAGCUAGUUUCACUGGAUUCAGUGUUCAGGGAGAGAAAUUUCACAUGAACAUGUUGCAGUACACAUGCAAUCACCUUUUCUUUUUUUUGGCCUUGCUGUGCAGCUUGCGGGAUCUUAGUUCCCCAACCAGGGACUGAACCCAGGUCACAACAGUAAAAGUGCUGAGUCCUAACCACUGGACUGCCAGGGAAUUCCCCCACAUGCAAUCACUUUUAGUCCUAACUAGUAAUAGGUAACAUUUUAGGUAUUUGGUUAAUAUAGCUAAAUCUUUGGUUAAAAGAGCUAAAUCAUACAUAUUUUAAGAAAUUUUCUCAUUAUCACUUUAGGAGAUACUUGGAGAUUUCUGUGUACAAUGUAACCCACUGUCAUGAGGAUCGAGGAAUACCUAGGAAUAUUUUUGCAAAAAACAAAAUGAAACAAUCAGUAUUUCAAUACUGGAUUUUUGAUACUUUAUGAGACUGAAUCAUUUGACUCUGUGAAAACAUUGGGUUGGCCCCGAACUUUUUGGCCAACCCAGUACCAUCGCAUGAGCUAGCAUACAAGAUUAGGAAAACUUUCCAGGUGUGUUGAUACAUAUAAUUAGCGCUUCUUGGAGGAUUAACUGAAGUGCUGGUUCUUCUUGAAAAACGGCCAUGUGUGUAUCCAGCCAUCAUUCCCCCCAUAUCUUCCUCUGUCUGGUUCAUGUGUCUUCCUCGUAAUGGGGGAAUAAAUCAAAGGAUGUUGACAGGAAAUACAAGUCUACUCUUCAGUCUCAAUGCUUGCUGUCAUGGAUACACAGUAAUGAGCUCUACUUCAUAAUGGAGGAUGUGGAUUAAUCUACCUAUUAAGGUGAACUUGCUCUGACGUGGAAGCCUUUGAGUAAAUACAUAUUAACAUUACUCUAAAAAAAAUAGGGUUUAUAAACAUACCAAUGAGAAACACUACAAAUUAUUGCUAAAAUUGCUAAAAACAGCAUUUUAUGCUUUCAUUAAAAGACUGGAAGGAACCCUGUUUUCAGAUUUCCUAUUCAGUUGUCAUUCAUUUGUGUAGGAUGGGGUGUAGCGGGGAAAUGAGGGAACCAGGGGGUUCUGUUGGGGAUAUGUUAAACACAGCUUUUAGGUGCUUAAGUGUUGAGAAAUUAGCUGCUAGGCAGCUGGAUAUAUGUCUGGAGCCUAGAUUAGUCUUUGGGUGUUGAGAUUAUGAAAUGUUUUCCUCUCCUAUUCCUCUGUUUACAAAUAUCUCCAAUGAGUAUGUUGUACUGUUAUAAUCAGAAAUGUUUGUAUAGUUGAAGACUCUAGGAAGGAUGGCAUCAAGAGAGCAAUCUUCUGAGGUUCCCUUGUCUUGCCCCCCAAAACUAAGGAAAACGAGGUAAAAAUGGUGGGCAGGGGGCCUUUGGUAUUGAAAUCUGGGAAUGGUGACAUCCACAAAUCCAAGUUCCCAAUCACAAAGCACUGUAGCCCUUCAAGCUCCCAGAUUUAUGCAAGUUGUGUCUGUUUUUGUUUUAAACAAAGAAACUGACCCUAUUAUGUAUAAUAACCAUAAUUCAUUCUGUAAAGCUAUUUUGAUAGGUUGGACAGCCAAGGAGAAUUCACUAAGAAAUACUGUCAUAACUUUACCUUAGAAAUAUAAAGACUGUGCAAAUA
Globicephala melas (long-finned pilot whale) is the source of this 4495-nucleotide messenger RNA. It is a transcript of the gene ASTE1, whose product is annotated as asteroid homolog 1. Gene Ontology annotation, molecular function: nuclease activity. NCBI's taxonomy places the organism in Eukaryota, Metazoa, Chordata, Mammalia, Artiodactyla, Delphinidae. The record is from RefSeq and is a predicted model, not a curated record.